CAGGACGCAACAACCGGCCCGUUGAAAGGUUUCAUUGAUAUUAUAGAAUAUCAUGCUGAAGGCAUCGGGGGAAAGGAUGUCGCCAUAUUCCCAACUGCGAAGUUUCUGCCUAGGGAAAAGAUCUCAGCGAAGGCAAAGCCAGAGGACGGGCUGGAAAAUCAUGCCAUUGUCCUUCGUCGCACAUGGAUGGAGCACCACCACGUAUCGCUUCUCGUCAGCAUCGAGCUGGAGAUUUACUCAAAGCCUCUCUGUGUCAAGUUUCGGGAAAUUGCUGCCAAAGCAUACGAAACCACCGAUUUCCAAACGUAUCCGAUCAAGCUUAGAAGCCCUUUCUCCGAAUUGUUCUUUUAUCGAAAAGAGAUCAAAGCGCUUGCCGAAGAUGAUACCAUUGACGAGGAUCUGCGAAAGGCCGCCAAAGGUCUCGAUGAGUUUGUGCACAAACCCAACGGAUUCAUGGCUAGCAUCAUCCAAGACCACGACAGGUUUUUGAAAGAAGAAAAGGUCGUCAACGACAUCCUCUGGACAAUAUACCCACCGAACAGCUUGCUCGUGCUCAACACCGGGGUUUUGAAAGAAUGCUGGAUCUGCCGCAACGUGUCAACUAUGACCGAUACUCACACCGGCCAAACCUACUGGGUUGUAACCGGGCUGAGAAUCGAUUUUGACGGCUCAUCACCGGGUCUGACAAAGCAGGAAUUCCUCACCCCCUUGACAGGCAUGCGCCCACUGAAGAUAUCUGGGCUAUCCUUGAUUCCCGCUCGAAUCGCUACCGAUGCUCUUGGCGUUGACCUCUCAUCCUUCAUGUGCAAGACGUACAACGGACCGUCAUGGAAAAUGCGUCAGUUAAGUUUUUUGGAUGGAGCAAACCCCCUGUUGACGGCAAAGCAGAUCGAUGAACGCGUUAUGGUGGACUUUAAGGCCAAAUCCCAAGACGCACGUCUCCCAACCCUGCAGGAGAUUUGCGAUCCAUCCCGAAAAAAGGUUGUCGGAAAUUUGCGCUCCGCUGCGAGGGGUAUUGUUAAAAUGUAUGCGAUAAGAGUGGGAGAAAAGCCAUAUCAUUCAAUAAGAGCAAGUAGACUACGAUAUGACUGA
Neurospora tetraspora is the source of this 1092-nucleotide messenger RNA. RefSeq lists its product as uncharacterized. The transcript has 2 exons. Lineage: Eukaryota; Fungi; Ascomycota; Sordariomycetes; Sordariales; Sordariaceae. The record is from RefSeq and is a predicted model, not a curated record. The annotation marks the transcript as partial.